GGUACCCAUCCCUACUCACAACACCACACGACUGCUGCCGCAGCCUUGACAGUAUCAGAUUGUUGAAUUGUCCACUUCUAAAGUUUUUGGUAUCUAGAUGUAUUUUAGUUUACUGCCUAAUAAUGAACUCCACCACUUGCAUCAACAUCUCUUAGAUGGACACGAUGCAAUACUUUUGCUAAAUGCAUUAAAUGAAUCAAACAUGACAGAAGUUGUUCUCUUCUUUAAUGCCUGCUUACCUGACACAAAGGGUUAAAUCAAUGCUUUGUUCCUUACUGGCUCUUGAUUUUAAUUGGUGUUAAGCUCCCACACAUUGUCUACUUCAAGUAGUAUGUUUUUUCCUUCAAUUUGGCAAGGUUUUCUCAAAGCCCCGAGGGGAGCUUUGCAAAGGCCAAAGUGGUCUGAAUAUUCAUGACCACACAAGUUGCACUGGCUAUCUUGAAAUCUGAAGUUACUACAGUGUAGUAGGUGAGUUUUGUGCCUAGAAAAGGUUACUCUCUAUUCUUAGAGUCUUAGUGCAUGCUGUUCAUGAUAGUAAAGUGAGAAACUAAUUCCACUAAUUAGGUUCAAAUAUAACACACAAGUCCACGUGGAAGGCUAUGCAACCUGCACCCACGUUCACUAAGCAUAGCCAGCAAAAUCCUGUGCACAUACAUGUGAGGAAUUAUGCAGCAGCAGAGUGUGGUGUGAGUGCUGGUGUGUUCCUUUAUUCCUUUAAACGGAGCCAGCUGAGCUUAUGCGCUUUAUGUGUGUCACUUUAGGUUCUGUCACAUAUGCAAAUAUCCACACCGAGACUGUUGCAAACCAUGUUCGCACUCAAUGAGUCUUAGUUUGAAAGCUUUUUCAUGACUUGCUGUUAAGUAAAAGCUGCUGAUUCGUCCACAUUUUUAAACCUCCAUAUGCUGCACAUCUCCACUCCGCUGAGCUGCUAAUUCCUUAAACAGUAUUUUUAUUCCCCGGUCUAAAAGGGAGCCAUUAAAGGAUCCAGUUCAGGUGUGUCACCACUGACACUGGAUUUUGUGGCUGGAGAAUAUUUUUAUAGCUUUUCAACCUCAAUGCAUCAUCAUGAUCAUCGUACGACAGAGUCCCAACACUUAGUGCUGCUGGUACACUUUAAUGCACGACUCGCCUCUCGCUGUUCGAAACUCCAUUUUUAUUUUUUUUUAAUUAAAAAUGCGAGAGACAAAGGCGACUGCACAAGUGAAUGUAGAACGCUGUGUAAAUGUUUUUAUGCACUACAUGAUCAGAUUUGUUUCUUGAUGCAACACCAUCAAGCAUGACUCUUGGACCAAAAUUAAUUCAUCAAGCUCCCGCAGAGCCCUGAUCUCGACAUCAAGAAGUCAGACUGGGAUCAUGUAAAGCGACAGGAGGUGUUCAGAAAAGUAAAGCAACUUCUCCUCAAAAAAUAGCUUUUUCUUCCCCUUUUCUCGUCAUUCUUAGAUUUCUUUUAGGGGAUAAAAGUGCUGCAAAGUACAGCAGUUCUGCAGAGGGCGAGAUUGUUCAUUUUGUGCACUAUUUUUAUUUUAUAUGUUUACAUUAGUUUAUAUAUGAUGGUAUUCAUUUAAUGUAAUCUUUACCUCACAUUGGAGACUGCAUUCAGUGAAGCUAAAGCACAGUUUUAUAGUGCAGGAAACCAAACAGCUGCUGUAGCUAAACAGACCACGGUAGCUAAUGCAUGCUAACCUAGCAUGACCGCUGCUGGUCCAGGAGAUCUGUUCAUGUCAGAAGCUCGUUCAUAAUCCACUGAAGCUUCCGUAUAGCAAAUCACUGGGAUUGUUCACUGGGUUUCCUCUGUCUUGAACUAUAAAAAGCUUUGAUAUGAUUGUUGUGAACUUGCACUGUUGUAGGGGAAUGGUUGGGUUCAGUCGUGCUUAAAGUAUCUUUCACGGCAUGGAAUAUCAUGUGAAAGCAUGAAAUGCAUAUUAAUUAAAUGACUUUGGUUCUGUUAUUCGUAUGCUCUUUCAUGAAAGUAGUUCUUUCUCACUUCUUAGUCCGGUUCUAGGUCGGAGCGUGUCUGGUAUUCUUCUGCUCAUGUUUUGGUAUAAAACAUCUUCCCAUGAGACAAAGUCAACGGUCAUUUAUGUAAGCUGCAUAGUCUGACCCAUGACUGUGACCUUUAUAUUGUUGGUGCUCUCUAACUGUCUUUACAAUUAUGAUGAAAGUAAAGGAGGAAGUGAGGCGAGCUUUAUUCAGCCACAAAGUCCGUGAGAUCAUGAGUGAGGUUGGGGAGGACAGAUGGGAUAAGAAAAGAUCAGGGUGUUCGUUUCCAGUUAAAACAAACCUUAUGUAUCAUUGGCAUGUUGUUAUUGUAUUUUAAUGCAAUUUUUGAUAUUUUCAUGAAUCUUAAGAAGGCUAACCUAACAUGGAUGAAAGUAUCUGCUUUGUUUUACUAAUUCAGACAGACCAAAUUACAGACUUCCUGUGUUUUGGAAGAAAAACAACAAAAUGUAAAUAUAUGAUUCAUUUCCCUCCACCAUUUAUGAAACCCUGAUUUGUUUGAGGCAAGCAAUUAGUGACUGCUCAGUUUUUCAAUCUAAGCAUUGGUGUUAAUUUUUCUUUUUUUGUUUGGUCUAAUAUUAAAAGAUAUUUCUGAUUGGGUGAUGGUGAGUUUUAAUCACAUUUGCUGUGUUGUGUUUGCUUGAUGCCACAAUAUCAGCUGUCAAAACACAGCAAUCCAUCAUAAACACUGAUUCAGCUUUUGAAGAAAAUCAGUGACUUAUGACCCUUUUUUCUCCCAUCAACCCCACUGCAGUGUGCAAAAAAACCUUCCGGCUCUGUUAUUUUCAGAUACACGAUAACCUGACAGACAGGUGCAAUCUAUUAUAAGGUUAUUAUAAGUUUUUUUUCUUGCUACAAAGGAAAGUUUAACUGCUGACACUUUUAAAAACAGAGGAACAGAAGCAGAGCUGGCGAAGGACUUAUUAAAAAAGCAAGGUUAAGUUUGUUUACUAAUGUUUUCGUCUAUACGGAAGCAUCAAGAGAAGCCACAGCAGGUGAUGAAUCGCUAUAUCGCUUUUUUAAUAUUCUGUUGCCACCUGCUACGUUGCUAAAAGACUAAACCGCGGGGAUUUAACAUGAAAUCGCCAAAGUUCACUUAAGCUGAAAUGAGGGCUCGGAGAGUCGAAACGACCUCCAGAGUUUUGUGAAGCUUCAUUUGUGAAGGAUUUCUGAGGAAUUCUGCUGAUCCGGUCCCUCGGUUCUUCCCGGUUGUGCUUCUUCUCUCUGUACUGAAAGCGAUGACUGUGGGAGAUCUGUGCACUGAUCCCACAUCAGCACUCCCUAAUUGGAGAAACUUGGGAAAUAAUAAUAUAGGUCUGGGAUGAGAUGAUCAGCUUAGAGGCAGCCCAUCCUUCACCUGCUGACCGUAUCUUUCUACCUCCUCAUCCCAGGUGAUUAGAGAAAUCCCCCAGACCCUGUCAGAAACUCAGAAUCAGCACACUUAUACACUGAGAUGACCCAAGAACAGUGCACUCAUAGGAACAAUGUCCAGAGUUCAGAGAAACCACAAGUGUACAAAGUGGGAAUAUACGGCUGGAGGAAACGCUGCCUUUACUUCUUCGUCCUGCUGCUGAUGAUCCUGAUCCUGAUCAACUUGGCACUAACUAUCUGGAUCCUCAAAGUCAUGAACUUCACCAUAGAUGGGAUGGGAAACCUCAGAAUAACAGAGAAGGGCCUGAAACUGGAGGGGGACUCUGAGUUCCUCCAACCCCUCUAUGCCAAAGAAAUCCAGUCCAAACCAGGCCGCCCACUGUUCCUGCAGUCAUCCAGAAAUGUGUCCGUCAAUAUCGUCAACAACAACAACAAGCUGCUCACACAGCUCGUCACAGGAUCCACUGGAUUUAAAGCACGAGGCAAGAUGUUUGAAGUGAAAUCCACCUCUGGGAAGCUCCUGUUCUCCGCCGAUGAGCAGGAGGUGGUGGUGGGCGCAGACCGGCUCCGAGUGAUGGGGGCCGAAGGAGCCGUGUUCAGCAAAUCAGUGGAGACGCCGCAUGUCAGAGCUGAGCCGUUCAAAGAGCUGCGGCUGGAGUCUCCCACCCGCUCUCUGCUGAUGGAGGCCCCGAAGGGAAUCCAGAUCCUGGCUGAGGCCGGAGACAUCCAGGCCAUCUGCAGGAGCGAGCUGCGACUGGAGUCCAAAGACGGAGAGAUCUCGCUGGAUGCUCAGAGGAUUCGGCUGUUGCAGCUGCCGGAGGGGAAGGCCUCCACCAGCUCCUCGUCCUCUGGGACCAGGCAGACUGUCUACGAGGUUUGCGUUUGCCCCAACGGGAGGCUCUUCCUGUCCCAGGCUGGCACCGGAUCCACCUGCCAGAUCAGCAACAACGUCUGCCUCUAGGACUCAUACGUACAAAAAUAAACAAACGCAUCCUGAAAGAGAGACGGGCUAAACAGACAGAUGUACACAUAUCGCCUGCCUUUAGGACUGAUUCACAGAUAACACGUACAGAAAUACAAAGACUGCCAGAGCUGAUGGACAAACAAUCAUAGAUACUGUACUUACACAGACACACUGAUGGAAACACUUUACAAUCACAGACUGAUGUCUAGGCCCAAAUGAUAUGUUUUAAGCUCCUGAUAUGUUCCAGUUUAAUGCAACCUUUUUCUUUCCCUUAAUUUCCUGAGUUGAAGUCGAUCAUCAUGAGAACCUAAAAGUCUCCGCUAAGCUCUUCACACAUAGAGAUCAUUACAAGAACAAAAAGAAACAAAGAAAACGUUUUUUUAAUACAGCUGAGGUCUCCGUCACAUUGGGAAUAAACUGACUCUAUUUAGCAAAAGGCCAGUAUUUGUAAUAUAUCUGUGUGAUCCUAACAGUCAUACGCAGAGAUCUGUAAUCACACCACACAUAUUUUAACACGUCAACAUGGUACACACACACAGACACACACACACACACAUUGUUUGCUUGUAGAAGCCUCCUGGUAGAAACUAAAAGGAGGAUCUCCAGAGAGUUACUGAAAGAGACGCUGACGUGUUCCCUUUCUCUGUCAAGAGCAUUUCAGUACGAGAAUCACUAGGGUGAUCACCUCCUUUUUUCCUCUGCCUCCAUCUUCUCUUUCCUUCCCUGUAGCUUGCUUCAGUUGAGGUUUUAAACUUCACACCAGUGGUUCUCAAACUAGAGGGUGGGCGCUAAUUUAGAGAAAUGAUUUUUGAAGGGAAGGACGGCCUGGAAAGACCUUUGUUUCACAAAGAUUCCACUUGGAUCCUCUCUUUAUUUUUGAUGUUUGAUAUAAAACAAAUACACGUAUAUGCAUCCAACAACUGUGGGAUCCUAACAUUUUUCAGCCUUUGAAAGAAAGUUUGAGAACUACUGAUGGUGAAUGUUCCUAGAGUUCGAUCGGGACAUAAAACGAACGCAAAGACUUUCAAAACUUUUUAAGUUCAAUUUUAAGCAAACAGCAUUUACAGCGUGCCUCUGUCACAGUUCCUUUAUGAGUUUGUUUGAUUUUGUGGGGAUAUGUUGAUGCUAAAUUGUGACAGUAAGACCGUGUGCAAGUUGCUAUGCUUAUCAGACUGUGAAGCCAUGUUCAUAUCAUAUUGCCUUUACUCAGCUGGGCUUCUGUUCAUUUCCAAAAGAUAUUUGGCUUCAAAGAAACAAACUGCAUGUUCUGCAAAGUGCCCAGUUUGUUUUCUUCUAAAGCAAAUCUUUUCAUAUUCUUUGAAUUUGCAGAAUUUUUAUUAAAUAUCUAAAGUUUUGUCCUUCAACAGGAUGUGAAGGGAUUCCUUCACAUCCCGUUUAUUAUCUCAGAAUUCUGAGUUUUUCUCGCGACCCUGAAGUUGCUUUCUCUUGUGUAAUGUAGUUAACUUUACCUUGAGAUCAGCGAGUCUAGAAAGUACGCCACAAUAUGGUCACCUGCAGUCCAGCAACCAUCAACUGCCAGUGUAGUUACACUAGUCUCCGUCAGUGUCUGUGUAAAAAUCAGAGUCAAUCUAAGCGAGCCAAAAAAGAGGAAUUAUUAUCAAAUUUCAGUUGAAGGGAAUGGAGCUAAACAGUUAAAAUAAUUGUGCAUCUGGACAUCCUAAAAUAUGUCAAAGAGCGAUGUUUCAAGUGGAAGAACAUGUUAGUGUGUUGGCUUCAUGCUUGUAUGAGGUGAUCCUGAACGGUAAAGCCAUAGCACGCUGAUCCCGUGGUUACGUUUUUCUCACGGAAAUCAUUCCCUUAACAUUCAAAGCAUAAUGAAACCACAUCAGGAACGUUCAUGUUUUCCACAUGGGUGUGGUGGUUGGGGGUGGCUUUUAUUUAUAUAGCACCAAACCACAAUAAGAGUCACCUAAAAGCGCUUUGUGUUAUAAGGCAAAGCAAAUUUAAAACUGUCAGAAGAAAAAUGAUCAAAAUUCCAACUUUUGUUCUCUAAAGUUGGAAUUCUGAUCUUUUUAUUCCUCUUCUCUCCCACAGGGUCCCAUUUCACUCCGGAUGAUCACUUGAACGUGCCCCAUUAACGUUGGAGAGUUGCAGUUUUAGAUUGUGUUAGAAGGUCUCUGGUUCAGAUCUCCAGUCUAGACUCACUUUGUCGGCCUAAUCUUUUAAUCUUAACUCUUGUAUUCCUCGUGAUAUGACAUGAACAAGGCACCAAAGGCUGAAGCAUUGAUCUGUUCGAAAUCUUUAAACAUUUAAAGCAAACUGUGUUAACUUUGAAUUCUGUGGAUAUUUUAUUUAAUCUCAUGUAUUGAUUGUAUGCUAACUGUUGUUGUUGCCUGCAUAAAUUCUGACCCCUGAAAAGAGAGCAUCGGCUUCCCUCCUGUCGUCCUAACACUGAAGAAAAUGACGAAAAACAGCAACAGCUUUGAUAUUUCCAAACCUCGCAUAUAAAAACACAAACAUCCAACGUGAGCUGCUCGAACCUCGCCGGUGGUCACCCUACUUGUUUCUUGCACUGGGACAUUUUUUUAAAAAGGACAAAAAAAGAUAAAAAAAAAUAAAAAUACACAAAAAAAACUAAAGCGAGCCACUCUGUUGAAAGAGGGGAACUGUGCCUGUGCCUUACGUCGAUGCACUUGUGGCAAGAAAAAGCACAUCACCCAGACUUUCUUUGGCAUCAGUGAGUAUUAUGAUCUCUGAUUUCAGUUGUGUUUCAUCACAAAUCUUUCCCUGUGUGCGAAUGCAAAGACCUUUGUUCCAUAUUUGACUGUAGCGCCCCCUGCUGUCAACACCUGACUCUGCAAAAGGAAGUGCCGGCUUUGUUUUUUUCAUGUAUCACUUUAAGUUCGUGUUGCUUUACAUGCUCAAAAUCUGAGGUUAAAACGUGUAACGUGAUCCUUUGGAGUUUAAUUGGCCAGUGUCUUUGAUUUCCACUGCUUAUCUUGAACCACUAGCUCAAAAAUAUCCAGUCACGUACUGCCAUUUUGUCACAAGUGCUGGCGUCCAAGAGAAAUACACAAGGGGGUGUUUGGUUUAGCAGCUACCCUUGGAAAGAGUAGCUUGGAUCUAUUCUAAUGGUUGUCAAAACUCAUCAUUAAAGCUGCAGGAGAGGUCAUCAAAUGUCAUCCAUCCAAAUGCUCAUGCGGAUUUUCAGAGGACGAUCUUGGAGGCGAUGAUCAACCAGAAUCUAAAUUUAUUUUGAAUUUUUAUGGUUGGCAUCAAAAUUGAACCUUCAUGACUGCCCAGUGGUUAGUGAAGUCUGUGAAGCUUUAAUUUGAUUGUUUUCACCAUCUUGUUGUUCUAGAAGUAUCGCCCCCUGGUGGCCAUUAAAAGCAAUGCAGGUUUCAGGCAUUUCUGGGUAGGGCUGUUCGAUAUAACGAUAUAUAUCGGAUGACGAUAUAAAAACAUCGUUUCAUUUUACGCUAUCGUUUGUUUCGUGGUGUCGCAAAAUAAACUGUU
Haplochromis burtoni (Burton's mouthbrooder) is the source of this 7810-nucleotide messenger RNA. RefSeq names its product sarcoglycan, delta (dystrophin-associated glycoprotein) (gene sgcd). NCBI's taxonomy places the organism in Eukaryota, Metazoa, Chordata, Actinopteri, Cichliformes, Cichlidae. Bases 3452 to 4330 code for a protein of 292 amino acids. The transcript has 8 exons. Gene Ontology annotation, biological process: cardiac muscle tissue development; heart contraction. Gene Ontology annotation, cellular component: sarcoglycan complex; sarcolemma. The record is from RefSeq and is a predicted model, not a curated record.